This is a messenger RNA of Quercus lobata, 2965 nucleotides long. RefSeq names its product MDIS1-interacting receptor like kinase 2-like. Gene Ontology annotation, molecular function: protein kinase activity; ATP binding; protein binding. Bases 1 to 2844 code for a protein of 947 amino acids. The record is from RefSeq and is a predicted model, not a curated record. Gene Ontology annotation, biological process: protein phosphorylation. The transcript is spliced from 2 exons. Lineage: Eukaryota; Viridiplantae; Streptophyta; Magnoliopsida; Fagales; Fagaceae.
AUGGCUUGCCAAGGAAAGAACCCAAAACAUGUUUCACUUUUACUAUUAGUUGCUUGCUGGUUUUUUUUGCUAUCCUCCUGCAAGGCUAAUCCAAAUGCAGAAGUUGAGGCUCUACUCAAAUGGAAAAAAAGCCUCCCAGCAGAUCAACCAAUUCUGAAGUCAUGGGUAGCACAAUUCAAUUCAAAUAGAGCUUCAAGUCCAUGCAAAUGGCGUGGAAUAGCAUGCAACAAUGAAGGGAGUGUGACUGAAAUAAAGCUUAACUACACUGGAUUGAAAGGUACCCUCGAAAACUUAGAUUUCCUCUCCUUUCCAAACCUUCUUCACCUUGAUCUUAGAUCAAACCAACUCAAAGGCACCAUACCAAUGAACAUUGGCACACUUUCUAAACUCCAAUUUCUUGACCUUUCCAUUAAUUUCUUCAAUGGAUCGCUCCCACUUUCUCUUGCUAAUCUCACAAAAGUUUAUGAGCUUGAUGUUUCCCAAAACAAUAUAACAGGAAAACUAGAUAGCCGUUUGUUCCCUGAUGGAACCGGUAAGUCUAAAACCGGACUCAUUAGUCUAAAAAAUUUUCUCCUCCAAACUAAUGGCCUUGUUGGCAGAAUUCCAGGAGAAAUAGGAAAUCUGAAACACUUGGCUCUACUGGCUCUAGAUGGGAAUUACUUUUUUGGUCCUAUCCCUUCAUCCUUGGGUAAUUUGAGUGACUUAACCAUUCUUCGUCUUGCUCAAAAUCAGCUUUCGGGACAAAUCCCCAUUAGUAUUGGGACUUUAAAACUAACAGAACUGUUCUUGUUGAAAAACAAGUUAUCUGGUUCUGUUCCAGAAGAAAUAGGGAACCUUUCUUCCUUAGUUACUCUACACCUGGCUGAGAACAACUUCACUGGCCACUUACCCCAACAAGUGUGUCAAGGUGGAAAGCUUACUAAUUUCAGUGCAGCCUUUAACAAUUUCACUGGUCCUAUCCCAGUUAGUCUUAAAAACUGCCGAACCUUAUAUAGGGUCCGGCUUGAACAUAACCAACUAACAGGAUAUAUAGACCAGGAUUUUUGGGUUUACCCAAACCUUACUUAUAUUGAUUUGAGUUACAACAGGUUAAGAGGUAAACUCUCACCAAACUGGGGUGAAAGCCAAAACUUGACAGUGCUGAGAGUUGCUGGGAAUAUGAUUAGUGGCAAAAUCCCCAAUGAGAUUCUUCGAUUGAGCAAAAUGGGAUACCUUGACCUUUCUUCCAAUCAAUUGUCUGGUGACAUACCAGUAGAAAUUGGAAAGUUAUCCAAUUUAAUAAAGCUAAUCUUGAAAGACAACAAGCUUUCUGGAGAGGUACCGGCAGGAAUUGGAGGACUGACUGAGUUGGAGUCUCUUGACCUUUCCAUAAACAUGCUUAGUGGGCCGAUUCCAGAUCAAAUAGGGGACUGUUGGAAGCUACAAAGUUUAUCUUUAAGCAAGAAUUGCUUGAAUGAGACGAUUCCCUACCAAAUUGGUAAUCUUCGAGCAUUACAAGAUCUUGAUUUGAGUUUCAAUUCACUGAUGGGAGGGAUACCACCACAGCUUGGGAGCCUUUCAGAUUUGGAAUACUUGAACAUCUCCAACAAUAACCUCAAUGGUUCAGUCCCCUUGUCACUAGGCAGCAUGUUGAGCUUGAUAAGCAUCAACCUGUCAAACAACAAUUUAGAGGGUCCUCUUCCAGAGGGAAAAAUCUUUCGAUCAGCUACGCUGGGGGCUUUCAGUAACAACAAAAAUCUAUGUGGUGAAAUCCAAGGUUUGCAACCAUGCAAUGCCGUAAUUAUUAAGAAGGGUGGUGGAAAUAAGAAAAGCAAAAUUUUAAUAGUCAUUGUUGCUUCUAUAGUCGGUGCAUUGUCAAUUUCAUUUGCCUUUGUUGGAAUUUUUGUAUUUAUCCAAAAGAAGCAUUCAAGAAAUAUGUCGAAAGUUAAAAGCACAUCAAAGAUUGAAAAUCCGUUCUCCAUAUGGCACUUUAAUGGGAAUGCCGUGUAUGAAGACAUCCUUGAAGCUUCAAACAACUUUGAUGACAUGUACUGUAUUGGAAUGGGGGCAUCUGCAAAAGUUUACAAAGUGGAAAUACCAGGCGCUCAAGUAUUAGCAGUCAAGAAGCUCAAUUCCCAAGCUGAAGGCAUAGGAACUGACAAUAUAAAAAGCUUUGGCAAUGAGUUAGCAACAUUAACAAAAAUAAGACAUCGGAACAUUGUGAAGCUCCUUGGCUUUUGUUUCCAUGAAGUUCACAUGUUUUUGAUUUAUGAAUUCAUGGAAAGAGGAAGCUUAGCUGAUAUGCUAAGUAGAACAGAAGCAAUGGAGUUAGACUGGGCAACUAGGAUACAAGUUGUUAAAGGUGUGGCCUAUGCUUUAUCCUAUAUGCAUCAUGAAUGUCUCCCACCUAUAAUUCAUCGAGACAUCUCAAGUAAGAAUGUUUUGAUGAGCUCCGACCUUGAAGCCUGUAUCUCUGAUUUUGGCAUUGCAAGGUUCUUAAAGCCUGAUUCAUCUAAUUGGACAACAGUUGCAGGCACAUAUGGCUAUCUCGCCCCAGAGCUUGCUUACACGAUGGCAGUGAGUGAAAAAUGUGAUAUUUAUAGUUUUGGUGUUUUGGUACUAGAAGUUCUUAUGGGAAAGCAUCCAGCCAAACUCAUUACAGAUCUACAUUCCCCAGUUGGUACCAAUAUCCACCUCAAAGAUGUGUUAGAUGAUCGUCUCUCACCUCCCACAAGUCAAAAGAUUGCUGAUGAGUUAGCUCUAAUGAUGAACUUAGCAGUUUCAUGUUUACAUACCAAUCCACAAUCUCGCCCAACCAUGCGAAGUGUGUGUCAGCAGCUGGAGAUGCAGGCUUCUAAGAACUAAAGUAAUCUUCUCUCGCCCUAAUAAGACUAAUAAAAAUAGAAGUAAUAAAAAUGUGUUGUGAGGAAUAUAUUGAACACGCAUUAACAAAAAUGUGUGUAACACGCAUAUAUUGAACGCUGAC